AUGGCUGGCGGUGGGAGAGGAGGAGUGGGGGAGUCCGUAAAAUCGAAGGGAUCCAUGACAACGGGGCUCUCGUAUGCGAGCGUAGCUGGAAAGGUGGGGGAAGUGUUGCAAAGGGCAGCUAGGAAUGGAGCGGCAGGAUGGCGGCAGCGGCAGGGGGUGGACGAACAGGAGCGGGAGGAUGAGGAGGGUCUCCUGGGCCGGGUGCUGGAAGAUUUCCCGGAUGGGGUAUCCGAGGAUCCCUGGCGCCGUUACGUCAUUCGUUUCCGGUACCUGCGGGGGAAUGACGAGGGCCGGGACACGCGGGACUAUUUGGCCUCCGAACUCCUCGUGCGGACGCUGGGGCUGAGCCCGGAUGAUGUCGUGGCGCUCAUUCAGCUGCCCGGGUCCCAAGAGACGGACGUGUGCCUGGCCUCCGAGGGGGCCUACAGGCGGUUUUGGGCCGAGUGCCGGGUGUUGCGGCGCCUGCGGCCCGAGCUCCUGGAAGGAUUCAAUAUUUUGCCGCUCUUCCGGGGGGACACCAAGGUGCUCACCAUCGCCUUUCGUACUUCAGCGAUCCCGGAGGGAGACGUGGCCUUGUGGUUGUCGAGGUAUGCCAACAUCCUCAUGGGGCCGGAAAAGAAGCGCGAUCGACAUGGGUUCUGGACCGGCAAAUACCGGUGUGUGGUGGCGUUCAAGGAUGUCUCCCACAGAGGCCUGAGUCACAAGGCGGGGGGAGGGCCAUCGACGGGCCCGGAAAGCGGCGCCCAUUCGGCGUUGGACGGCCGUCUGCCCAAAUAUUUCUAUUUGGGGGCGGAGCGGGGGAUCACGCGCUAUAGUGGCCAGCCGCCGGCCUGCUUUCAGUGCGGGUCCUACGGACUCCGGCGUCGCAGCUGCAUGACCCCGCUAUGCUCGCGCUGCAGGGUCCACGGUCACCCGACCGCCGCUUGCCAGCAGGCCAUCCGGUGCAACCUGUGUGAAGAGCUGGGUCACACCUAUUACUGGUGCCCUAUGGCCUAG
Elgaria multicarinata webbii is the source of this 996-nucleotide messenger RNA. It is a transcript of the gene ZCCHC3, whose product is annotated as zinc finger CCHC-type containing 3. Lineage: Eukaryota; Metazoa; Chordata; Lepidosauria; Squamata; Anguidae. The transcript has a single exon. Gene Ontology annotation, biological process: activation of innate immune response. The record is from RefSeq and is a predicted model, not a curated record. Gene Ontology annotation, molecular function: RNA binding; double-stranded DNA binding. The coding region runs from base 1 to 996 and encodes 331 amino acids.